This is a messenger RNA of Pungitius pungitius (ninespine stickleback), 2774 nucleotides long. RefSeq names its product tripartite motif-containing protein 16-like. The transcript has a single exon. Gene Ontology annotation, molecular function: zinc ion binding; protein binding. The record is from RefSeq and is a predicted model, not a curated record. Lineage: Eukaryota; Metazoa; Chordata; Actinopteri; Perciformes; Gasterosteidae. The coding region runs from base 72 to 1733 and encodes 553 amino acids.
GCAGCAGGUGAACACACAGAUUGUUUCUGUUCAGGGAACCACUUUGACAGUCAGGAUCACUAAGAGGUGGAAUGGCGCAGCAAGGAAAUCCUCUGGACCAGGAGAGAAUCUCCUGUUCCCUCUGCCUGGAUCUCCUGAAGGACCCGGUGACGAUUCCCUGUGGACACAGCUACUGCAUGAGCUGUGUUAACACCCACUGGGAUAAAGAGGAUGAGAAGAAGCUCCACAGCUGCCCUCAGUGUAGGCAGACCUUCACCCAGAGGCCGGUCCUGGGGAAGAGCACCGUGUUAGCAGAUCUGGUGGAGGAACUGAAGAAGAGUGGACUCCAACCUGCUCCAUCUGAUCACUGCUAUGCUGGACCUGAAGAUGUGGCCUGUGAUUUCUGCACUGGGAGGAAGCUGAAAGCCUUCAAGUCCUGUUUGGUGUGUUUGGCUUCUUACUGUGAGAAACACCUUCAGCCUCAUUAUGAGUCACGGACAUUUGAGAAACACAAGCUGGUGGACCCCUCCAAGAAGCUCCUGGACAACAUCUGCUCUCUUCAUGAUGAGGUGAUGAAGAUCUUCUGUCGUACUGAUCAGCAGAGCAUCUGUUAUCUCUGCUUAAUGGAUGAACAUAAAGACCACGACACGGUCUCAGCUGCAGCAGAAAGGACUGAGAGGCAGAGAAAGCUGGAGGUGAGUCGACUCAACAUCCAGCAGAGAAUCCAGGACAGAGAGGAAGGUGUGAAGCUGCUUCAACAGGAAGAGGAGAAAAUCAAUCUCUCUGCUGAUAAAGCAGUGAAGGACAGUGAGAAGAUCUUCACCCAGCUGAUCUGUCUCAUGGAGGAAAGAAGCUCUGAUGUGAAGCAGCAGGUCAGAUCCCAGCAGAGAGCUGAAGUGAGUCGAGUCAAAGAUCUUCAGGAGAAGAAGCAGCAGGAGAUCUCUGAGCUGAAGAGGCGCGACAUUGAGCUGCAGGAGCUCUCACACACAGAAGAUCUCAACCAGUUCCUCCAGAACUACCCCUCAGGGUCCCCCCUCAGUGAGUCCACCUACUCAUCCAGCAUCAACAUCCGUCCUCUGAGCUGCUUUGAGGACGUGACAGCGACUGUGUCAGAAGUCAGAGACAAAUUAGAGAAGGUCCUCAGAGAGAAAGGGUCAAAGGUCUCCCUAAAGGGGCCUGAAAUAGAUGUUUUCCUGUCAGAACCAGAACCAAAGACCAGAGCUGAAUUCUUACAGUAUUCAUCCAAAAUCACACUGGAUCCAAACACAGCGAACACACGUCUGUUGCUAUCCGAGGGGAACAGAAGAGUCACAUCAACGAUACAAGAACAGUCGUAUCCUAGUAACCCAGAUAGAUUCACUGAUCACUAUCAGGUCCUGAGCAGAGAGAGUCUCACUGGACGUUGCUACUGGGAAGUGGAGAAAGGCAAGGGUGGAGUUAUUAUUGGAGUUGCAUACAAAGACUGUAAAACUGUAAAUGAGAAAUUUGGAGAUUGUCAAAAGUCUUGGACGUUGGGUAUUUUCAAGGCUCGUUAUGAAUUUAGACAUAACAAAGCCCAAACUCCCGUCUCAGGUCCUCCAUCCUCCAGAGUAGGAGUGUACCUGGACCAGAGAGGAGGUGUUCUGUCCUUCUACAGCGUCACUGAAACUAUGACGCUCCUCCACAGAGUCCAGACCACGUUCACUCAGCCUCUCUAUGCUGGAAUCUAUCUUUUCAAUCCAGUUGGAAACACUGUUGAGUUGUGUGAGUUGUAAUCGGUAAGAUUUAACAAAUAGUGUGAACAACAAUUUUUGUUUUGUCUACGUCCUUAUUCUGUAGACUGUGUUUUUUUCUGUGGCUGUUAACGCUAAUAAUGCUGUUUUUGGUUGAAUACUUGUAAAACUAUUAUUGUAACUUAUGGGAUGUGGGCAAAACUCACAGGUGAUCAGGGGAAUUUUCUUUGACAAUGCCAUACUCCUCUCUGCUGACUCUGGCUUCCUCACCGAACUCAUCCUCCUUGAGCUCAUCACCGCCUUCGACCCUGUCGUCAAACACUCCAUCCUUCCCUCACGUCCGUCGUACUGGUCUAAAUGUCCGCUGCUACGCCGAUGACACCCAACUCUACCUCUCCUCCGAGACCAUCACUGCAGGCACCCACUCCGCUCUCACUGCCUGUCUCACUGACAUCAUGGAUGCAACAGAACUUUCUCAAACUCAUCUGCAAUAUAUCUGAAAUACCCAUCAUCAGCCCUACCACCUAAAUCCGCUCAACCCAGAACUUCUCUCUCAACAUUGAUGGCUCCAUCGUCACCCCCCUCCAGUCUGCUCCGCAACCUCGGUAAGAUCCUCGACCCCACCCUUCCUUUUCUACCCCUUGCCUUACAUUGCACGGCUCCAACCCUCCAUCUUCUCUGCCACCACUGAAAUUCUCAUCCAUGGCCUCAUAACUUCUAGACUUGACUACUGCAACAUCUUCCUCUACGGCUCUCCCAACAAAAUCCUCAACAAACUGCCCAACGAACUCUGCCGCUCGACUGCUUACCUCCACCCGCCAAAUGUUACUCACCACCCGCAAAGCCCUGGACAAUCUGGCCCCCGCCUACCUUUUAGAUCUCCUGCCCCUCCACGCCCCCACCUGUUGCCUCAGGUUCGCCGAUGCCAACACCCUGAAGACCAUGAACUAUGAAAACUAAAGUAUUAUUAUGAAGCCCGGGAGGAAGUUUCUGGAUUUCUUUCAGCCUCUGUCACCUUAGGAGCUCUGUACCACAAAUGAUGUAUCAGGAAAGAUGAGGAUUUUCACAACUGAAAAUAAAAUG